AUGGUUGGUCAAAGGGGCGGCCGCAAGACUGGUGGCCGACUCAACUUGAAUGUCACCAAGCAAGGCUUCACCCCUAUCAACGGCACCAAACGACCGUUGACACCUGUAUCCGCUGCGGGAAACGCGACUCCGGCCAAGCGCGUCACUGUCGACUCUGCUACCGCAGCGCUGGAGCUCAAUGGAGACAAUACUCAUGCCUACGACGUGCUCGCCUCCUCUUCUACAGUGGACGGCAUUCCUGCCGAGUCACGCCAUCCGCCAGACUCGUUUCCAAUCCAAACUCAGCUGUCGCCAUACGAGAUACCCGAGACACCGCCCGCAUCCUUGUUGUCAACUGUUCAAACAACAGAACUACCCUCGGAUGAUUCUUGGAUGAACGAGUUUGUCGACCUGGACGGCGACAUUCAAGGGCUCGACGCUGCUUUCACGGCAUCCGACGACCAUCACGAUGACCAUUCUCAGGAGCUAUCGACUCAACACGCCGAGCAAUCCAUCAGCGAGCUUGUAUCUGCCCCCGCAGAAGAUGUUGCCCGCCUCGAAGACGACUACGGUCUUGACGAAUCCGACGAAGAGGACAUGAUUCAGCUGGUGGAGGCUUCAGGCGACAACGCUUCGAGAAUCCCACCGUCGAGUGUCACGCAGAGAACAGACAAUGAUUCGAGAUCAGCCGAAAGCUACGAUUUGCGGUUGCAGCAUUUCACGCCAGCGAAAAGCGAACAUGCAGAUCUCGAGAACACAUUCGAGGAGCCUGAUCUCCUGGACGAGGAUGUUGACUGGGACCUUGUGACAGCAUGCGCAACAAUGGCCACGACGACCCCUGCCGAAGCAAAGCACACCGGUGUUGUCAGUCCAACUUACAGCGCCUCGUCGGGCAUAACUCCAAUCACCAGGCCUCCUUUCCCCAAAAAGACCAGAGAUCGAUCCGUCGUCGUUGGUUUAUCAACCACGGUCAUCUUGCGAACUUGCUUCAGGAUCGGAGAGCUGCUGAACGCACACACCAGAUGCGCACGAGCGAAGCAGGACGUUGUUAUGGAGCUAUUCGCGAGAAUCAGGAAUUCAAGCCGUGAGAGCACUGCAAAGACCCAGCAUUUCGAGUUAAAAGACCUCUUCACCGAUCGUAAGCCGUUUCUCUAUGGGUCGCUCAAAGAAUGGAAGAGCGGCGGGUUUGUCGAUAGCCAGACUCAAGCGCUUGUGGGACGGGACUGGAAGGACAAGCUGUGCCGAUGCAUAUGCAAGCUGGUAGAGGACAAGAAGUCGCCGAUUGGACGUUCGGCGCAGAUUCUGGCCAUCUCGGAGACAACCUGGGACGACGUCCAUUUCGCUUUGCGGAUUGUCACCAGAGAUCCGGGAUCCGACGACGGUACACAGAAUGAGUCCAUGUCUUGCGAAACUUGA
Colletotrichum gloeosporioides is the source of this 1395-nucleotide messenger RNA. RefSeq lists its product as uncharacterized. The transcript is spliced from 2 exons. The record is from RefSeq and is a predicted model, not a curated record. Lineage: Eukaryota; Fungi; Ascomycota; Sordariomycetes; Glomerellales; Glomerellaceae. The coding region runs from base 1 to 1395 and encodes 464 amino acids.